AGGUUCUUGAUGAAAUGCACCAACGAGACGGUCACGAUCGAGCUCAAGACCGGCACCAUCGUCAACGGCACCAUUGCCUCCGUCUCCCCACAGAUGAACACCAACCUCCGCAACGCCAAGAUGACUCCCAAGAAUGGCUCUCAGAUCUCGCUCGACCAUGUCAGCAUUCGUGGUAGCGAGAUUCGGUACUACAUCCUCCCAGACUCGUUGCCGCUCGACACGCUCCUUAUCGACGAUGCGCCCAAGCCAAAGAACAAGGCACGCAAGGAGCAGGACAAGACUGCUGGUGGCGCUGGUGGCAUGAGAGGUGGACGUGGCGGCCCCCGUGGUGGUGGUGGCAGAGGUAGGGGAAGGGGUCGGGGACGAGGUGGUCGAGGAUUCUGA
This is a messenger RNA of Zasmidium cellare ATCC 36951, 384 nucleotides long. RefSeq lists its product as uncharacterized. Gene Ontology annotation, biological process: spliceosomal snRNP assembly; RNA processing. The annotation marks the transcript as partial. Gene Ontology annotation, molecular function: RNA binding. Gene Ontology annotation, cellular component: catalytic step 2 spliceosome; pICln-Sm protein complex; precatalytic spliceosome. NCBI's taxonomy places the organism in Eukaryota, Fungi, Ascomycota, Dothideomycetes, Mycosphaerellales, Mycosphaerellaceae. The transcript is spliced from 2 exons. The record is from RefSeq and is a predicted model, not a curated record.